Messenger RNA from Ipomoea triloba (trilobed morning glory), 1119 nucleotides. RefSeq lists its product as uncharacterized. Bases 1 to 1119 code for a protein of 372 amino acids. The transcript has a single exon. The record is from RefSeq and is a predicted model, not a curated record. Lineage: Eukaryota; Viridiplantae; Streptophyta; Magnoliopsida; Solanales; Convolvulaceae.
AUGGAGACGUCCGACAUAGAAACGUUAUGCGCAGACCUAACGUUAGCGGAUGUGGAUGAUGAGGACAUGUCCAUGCAUGUUCCAAAUGUUACGGUUGGCGACAGCGAUGAUGAUGUGGGCUAUUAUGCAGUUGGUCGUCUGAUCACUGAUAGGAACAUUAAGUUCCCGUUCUUCCAGGAUACGAUGGCGACUGUAUGGCGUCCAACAAUGGGAGUCACUAUGCGACAACUCCCAACAAAACGGUACUUGAUAAGGUUCUACCAUGAGGGCGAUCUGAAUCGUGUGAUGAACGAAGGACCAUGGACGUAUGAGCAGAGUUUGUUGGUUAUGCGCAGGCUACUCCCUGGGGAUGAUCCGGAAACGGUACAACUUCAGCAUGUCGAGUUUUGGGUUCAGAUCCAUUCCCUCCCAGUUGGUUUUCGAUCUGAGGUAGUAGUCAAAGCGAUUGGCACCUUUCUGGGUGAGUGGGUACGAUCAGACGAUAGGAACUUUGACGGUUCCAUGGGCACAUAUUACCGAGUCCGGGUACUGAUAGAUGUCUCGAAGCUGCUUAAAAAACAUAUGAAGAUGAAGAGGGACAGUGGUACUUGGGCAGUCGUGGAUUUUCGGUUUGAAAGACUCCCCACAUUUUGCUUUUUAUGCGGGAUAAUCGGUCAUGGUGAUAAAUACUAUGUAAGGGCUCUACAUGGUAUUGAUCCCAAUAUUGAGAAGCCGUUUGGGGCUUAUAUGCGAGCGGGGUCUCGAAGAACGGCUCCUCUUGCUGUUAAUCGAUUUGUUGCCCCGGAAUCGAAUGUUGAAAAGAAAACUUGGACGGCACCGGGGGCAGAUUCUGUGUUCAUGUUGGCAGCAGUUCAAGUAGGUGCCAGUACCAGCGUUACGGCACCCGAUAAGGGAAAAGUGCCACAGGUAAUACAUCCCUUAACUAACGUUGUUCCUACAACACAUGAUGCUGACGAGGGGGAUAUCACUGAGUUUGUGGUGGCGGAGCAGAAGCGUAAGAGGGUGGAUACUGAGACACCACUUACUGGUGCGAGCAUGUCUGAGAUGGAUAUUGAAAUUGAGGUUCCAAAAAAUGGGGAUGGUGCGAGCUCUGCUCAGCAGGCUCGCCUAGAAUUAUGA